This is a messenger RNA of Danaus plexippus (monarch butterfly), 835 nucleotides long. Its product is annotated as calcium and integrin-binding protein 1-like. The coding region runs from base 170 to 751 and encodes 193 amino acids. Lineage: Eukaryota; Metazoa; Arthropoda; Insecta; Lepidoptera; Nymphalidae. The record is from RefSeq and is a predicted model, not a curated record. The transcript is spliced from 5 exons. Gene Ontology annotation, molecular function: calcium ion binding.
GUAUAUAAAUCUGUUUAUUUUCGAUUUCAACAAUCAAGCUCUAAAACUUUAUCAACAACAAAGUGAUCCGAUAAGAUAGGGGGAAUAAUUAAUGUGUAAUAGACACUUCUACCAACGGUUUAAUUACAGAACCGCAUUUGAUAUUAAGCGUUAAUAAUAUUUAUAAAACAUGGGUGCUUUUCAAACAAAGUAUCCUGGACUAACUGAGGAUCUUUUGGAAGAAUACACUUUGCUAACGUAUCUGAACAAGGGACAAAUAUUAUAUCUUAUGAAAAAAUUCCAUUCAAUCAAUCCGGAAAAAAUUUCCAUGGACUACAAUCAUAGGGUGCAAAAGACAGAUAUUAUUGCUAAAUUCGAAGUUUUAAAGAAUAAUCCAUUCCAGGAUCGUCUGUUUCGCGUCUUUUCGUCUCACCAAGACGGUUGUUUCUCGUUUGAGGACUUACUUGACUUGUGCUCCGCCAUGAGCUACGACUGCCCGGCAGAAGUCAAGGCUGCUUGGGCUUUUAAGAUUUUUGAUAUAGAUGAGGACAAUCAAAUAACAGCAAAAGAUAUUUGUAAUAUAUUGGAUAGAAUAACAUGGGAUCCAAACAAUCGCACCAACUAUCUAACCCAGGCAGACAAAAUGAAAAUUGCUAACACUAUAUUAGAAAAAGUCAACCUUGAUAAAAGCGGCAGUGUCGGUCUGGCUGAAUUCAGGUUAAUGAUCACUAGGAUACCUGAAUUUACUUCAUCUUUUUAUUUCAGAUUAUAACAGUUGUGUAUAUGUAAAAAAAAUUGUAAAUUUAUUGUACAAUUUUUAUAAUUGUAUUAAAUAAAAUGCAAUAUAAGUAAGAAA